AUAAUUAAUAUGUAUUCUCAUCUUGAAUAAUUUAAACUAUCAAUGAUAAAAUGUAAAUGUCGUAAAUAGUUUAUAAUCCGGGUAUUUUCAAGAUGGCCGCGUCCAUUGGUUCCAUCGACUGGUCCGGCUGUUGUUGUUGUUUUUGCAAAAUUACACUUAGGCCUAUUUAUUGUUUCAGUAAUUAUAUUUAAUGGACGCUUGACUUAACACAAUAAAACUUUCCUUGCGUGAUAUCAUCAGGGAAUCAGUGUAGAUUUACAAGCGUUAUCGAUUGCACCACACAGCGAUAAACAUUGCCAAAUGGUGAUGCAAUAUAUUGAAUCCCUAGAUCCAGACUAGUGAUAAAACCAAACGCUGUAAUCGAACGUGUUGUAGUUGACAAGUUACCGCAGAUUAACUAAGAAAUGGCAUCCACAUCUGCAAGCACUCCUCCAGGUACUCCGAAGAAGAUGCAGAAGAGACAAUCGAGGCAGUACUCGACCUGUCUACUAUACAACACUGGCCAGGCCCUGGCUCAGCUCACAGACCUCACACUAGCAGCCUGUAACCCUACACGAGAGAGUCAAGGCACUCCAGCAGCAAGGGAAGCAGACAGCACUCAGCCAGAGGUUGUAGUACAACAGCGGGCCGACUAUACGUCUGUGUCAGAGAAGAUGUCCUGUAACUAUUGUACAACUGACUUCACUUCUAGGGAGGAGCAGACAAGACACUACAAAUCAGACUGGCAUCGGUACAACCUGCGACUAAGAUUGAGGGACAAAGAUUCUAUCACAGAGGCAAAGUUUAUUGAAAUAUCAGCAUGUGUAUCCAGCAUUUCUGGUUCAGAAUCGGAAACUGAUGACUCAGAUAUUGGGGAUGGAGAAAAGCGAAAAUUGCGCCCGAAGCCAGGCGGUAUAACAGCCUAUCUGAGACACCAAGUAGACUCCUGUAGCAGCAGCAAUGAGAGUGAGUCGGAGUUGCCUAGUGUGGUUGAUGAUGCAUCAAGGAAAUUCCCCAAAUUAUUCUUCCGCAACAAAGAUGGCGAGCUGAUAUCAAUUUACAGAUGUAUCCUGUACCACAAGAAGAAUCAGCCAACCUCACUCAACGACCUGGCUACCAUGGCAACAAAUGCUCCUCACCAUAUGACCUGGGCCAUACUAAUGGCUGCCGGAGGUCAUUUUGCAGCAGCCAUUUUUGAUAAGAAUGAGAUUCUGGUGCACAAGACCUUCCAUCGAUACGUGGUGAGAGCCAAACGUGGGACUGCUCAGAGCAGCAGAGACUCUCAGGGUAAUGCUCCUAAAUCGGCUGGCGCAAGCCUACGCCGAUACAAUGAGGCAGCCCUCAAAGAGGAGGUACAUGAACUGAUCUCAUCCUGGUCUGAGCAGCUCAACAAGUGUGACCUCAUUUUCCUUAGAGCCCCGAGUUUUAACAAGAGAAUUUUCUUCUCUGGAAAGACACCACCAUUGCAGAAGAAAGAUGAGCGUAUCAGGAUGAUACCGUUUGCCGCACGGCGACCAACACACAAUGAAGUCAGAAGAGUCCAUGAGGUGUUGUGUUCCAUUGAAUGUUAUGGGGAAGAGGCUGACAUUCGUGAUUUUAUUCCAAUUUCACCUGCUGUCACCUUCAGCGCAGAAACAGGCCAUCUUGAAGUUGUACCAGAUGACCCCCAAACAUCUCCAAGACACAGAAAAAACAAGGACAAAGCAAGGCUAAAAACUUCACCUUUGGCUAACAGUGAUAGUAAAACAUCUGAGAGACCUGACUCUGUAGAGGAUAAAACCAGGCCAACAUUCAAGUGUCAACAGUUGGAACUUUUGGAUGCUAUUCGCCAGGAGGAAAACCAGACCUUCUCGUCCGGAGCAUCUACUGCCAGUGACACGGACUUGGUGGAGACUAUGGAGACGUUGUCUACUGAGAACCUGAAGGAGUUCAUAGCUACACGCAAACCCAGACCCCAAAAACAACGUGCUCGCAAACGCCAUCCAUCUUUAAAACGCCAAAUUGCCCCGGAAUCUGAUGCUUUAGAAGAGGAAAAAUAUCAUUUGAAGAAUUCACUUUACACUGCCUGUAAGGUUGGCGACAUUGAAACACUCCAAAAUCUUUUAGCUGUGUUCUCUACUGAGCUUGUCCCUCUAGAAACUACACCAGGAACAUCUGGAGACAUAACUGGAAAAGCUACAGCGGUCACUUCUUCUGGUCCUCCUAGCUCUAUAAACUGUUCACAAGGUGAUAGUGAAACACAAUGUAAACAGGAAACUGAUCAUGAACCAACUUUAUUUGUAAAUUCUAAUGAUUUGUGUAAUUCUGGUGGUGUUUCUAUAUUGGAAAUAGAGAAAAAAAAUGACAAGGAAAUAGACAACAGUGAUAGUGUAAUUAUGGAUGACAGUGAAGUGACAGAAAAUUCAAAUAAAAACCAGAAGGAAAAAGUGAAGAUGAAUUUAGAUAUUUCUAAUGAAACCUGUACAGAACUAAAAGGAUCAAAUUGUAACCCUGAUGAAAUGAUGUCGCCUAUGGUUUCCGUGGCAAUUCUAAAUGAACCAAUAGGAGACCAACUUACAACUCUCCUCCAUGUGGCUGCAAAGGAAGGACAUAAGAAAGUGAUAAAGGCUUUAUUGGGGUCCGGAGCCGAUCCUGCAGUCAAAGAUAAGUUUGGUAAGACACCCUUUACCAGUACCUCUAACAAAGAGGUCAGGAAUGAGUUCAGACGGUUUAUGGCUGCGUUUCCCCAUAAGUACGACUAUGAGGCUGCACAGGUUCCAAGUCCGCUUACAGCAGAAAUGGAAAUAGAGCGAAGACAGAAAGAAGCAGAGAGAAAGAAGAUACAGAAAAAGGCUAAGCAGGAGAAGAUGAAGGAAAAGCGAUCAGAAGAGGUAGAGAAGAAAAAGGAAGAAACAGAAAAAUCUAGAUUCUUGUCAUUGUCUGACAGAGAAAAGCGAGCUCUUGCUGCAGAGAAACGUUUGCUGAAGCAGACAGUGGUAGAAGGAGGUCCAGCUCCUGUUUUAAGUCGAUGUUUCCAGUGUGGCAAAGACAUGACAGGAAAAGUACCAUUCGAAUACAGUGACUACAAGUUUUGUAUGACUAAAUGCUUGAAGGAACAUCGUCUGUCAAAUACAAAGAAAUAAAAAUGUUAGUAACAGAAUAGGUUUUCUGAUCAUAGAAAAAGAAGUAGUCAUGAUUUACAGCCGAGAUUAACAGGAAAAAAUCAUCUGAGUCACUGGCCAUGGGAGCAGAAGAUUCCAUGUGGAUCAGUGGUGUUUACCAUUGACUGGUUCCUCUGAGACUUGUGGAAUCUGUGACAACAGGCAGUGAACUCCAUGUGGAUCAGUGGUGUUAACCAUUGACUGGUUCCUCUGAGACUUGGGGAAUCUGUGACAACA
Messenger RNA from Mizuhopecten yessoensis (Yesso scallop), 3356 nucleotides. Its product is annotated as ankyrin repeat and zinc finger domain-containing protein 1-like. The transcript has 16 exons. Lineage: Eukaryota; Metazoa; Mollusca; Bivalvia; Pectinida; Pectinidae. The coding region runs from base 405 to 3101 and encodes 898 amino acids. Gene Ontology annotation, molecular function: protein binding. The record is from RefSeq and is a predicted model, not a curated record.